AUGGCUAUCACGGUUCGAAAGGUCGUUGGCGUCGCGUUAUCGACGUUUGCUCUUUGUUUAGCAACAUCGGUGGAACGUUGCGAGAGAGCAUGUUUGGAAAAUUUCAUCUCGGACUAUCUGAAUGCGCUGGUAGCUCACGAUCCAUCGAAGUUGCCAACAACACCGGACGUUAAGUAUGUCGAGAAUGAUCAGAUAUUGCCGCUUGGGUCAGGCGAAUGGCACAUCGUCGAGUCGCUGGGCAAAUAUAACCAUACAUUCUCAGAUCCCGAGGCUGGUCAGGUCGCGACCAUCACUACUAUCGUCGAGAAUGGCAUAGGUGCGAUAUACGUGGUACGCCUUAAGGUGGAGUCGGAUGGAAAGAUUAGCGAGAUCGAAACACAGAUCACGCGUGAUUCUGGUGGUUUCGAUCUCUAUGAGCAGAGAGGUCAACCGGAACCCGUAUGGUUCGAAGCCGUGGCACCGGAGAACAGAAUAUCCCGUGACGAGCUGAUCUCCCAAGCCGACAAAUAUUACACCGGUAUGCAGGGAAAUGAUCCAAAGGGCGAUUAUACCUUCUUCGAUAAGGAAUGUAACCGUCUCGAGGAUGGUCUUCAGACGACCAAUAUAAAGACAGGGGAUCCUUAUGGGCACUCCAAUGACACAGUAUUUGCGUCCUUAACGUGUGAGGAGCAGUUCCAAACAGGGUUCCUUGGCGGUUUUGCUAUUACCACGCUUGACCACAACGGGACGGUGAGGAUGUUGCCUAGCGUCAAUGGCACGUCUUCGCCUAUUCCACCGUACUUCGACACACCCCGUACGUUGAUUGUCAUGGAAGCAUUCCGCUUAAAAGGCGAGAAAAUAUACCGCAUUGAGAUGACGCUAACCGAAGUCCCCUAUGGUAUGAAGGCGGGAUACCCUCAGGACCCACCAGUGGACCUCAGCGGACCAGGCACCAACUUCACCGUUUACCCAGAUCCAUGUGAUCGGGUCUGCCUUGAGAAUGUGGUGGGAGAUAUACUGAUGUCACUGAGAGUUCAUGAUCACACGCGCUUACCUCUUGCAAAAGGCAUCCGCUACUCGGAGAAUGGCCAAUUUCUCGCUUUGGGAGAUGGACUGUGGGAGACCUUGGAGGCAAUUUCCUGGACAGACAGUUACGCCGUAGUCUUGGCGGAUGAAGAAAGAGAGACAGCGGGUUACUGGGGGUUUUCCCAAGAACAUAGUGUACCCGGCGUGCUCGCGCUACGGAUAGCAGUCAGCGGCGGGCAGAUAACCGAAAUCGAGGCACUAGCCGUGCGAGCGGAAACCAACGACAGUCGUGGCGGAACGAUGACGCUCAUGCGCCCGCCUCUGCCGGUAGAGUGGGAAGGAGAUGAGUCAGCAGUAUUUGACGCCGCAUUCCAAGAGCGUAGCAUUGACGGUCUUGAGAUUUCGCCAGAGUUGUUGAAUACAUACUUCGACGGUUUAGAGAAGCAUUCGAGCGAGGGAGUGCCAUUUGCCCCGGGGUGCACUAGACGGGACAAUUUGAUUCAAGCGAAUUUAACUUGCGCCGAUCAACUCGACGGCAAAGGACAAGCUCUGAAUGGCCUUCCAAUUGAUACAACGGCAGUCCGUGACCGACGCGUUCUCGCGGCUGACAAGAAGAGAGCGAUCGCGUUAGCUGUCGCUUUGAUCGACGAACCAGGGAAUAGUCCUAGCCCUAGUCCAUUGCCUGAGACGACACGUAUUCCAGGCACCUAUAUGGUUCCACAGCUGUUCAAGAUUAAUAACGGGACCAUCAUUCGUGUCGAAAGCGUGGUUAAGUGGAUGCCUUUUGGAUAUACAUCUGAAUGGUCGAGGCUGGAGGAGUAG
Annulohypoxylon truncatum is the source of this 1827-nucleotide messenger RNA. RefSeq lists its product as uncharacterized. Bases 1 to 1827 code for a protein of 608 amino acids. The record is from RefSeq and is a predicted model, not a curated record. Lineage: Eukaryota; Fungi; Ascomycota; Sordariomycetes; Xylariales; Hypoxylaceae. The transcript has 2 exons.